This is a messenger RNA of Effrenium voratum, 764 nucleotides long. The record is from the annotation of a GenBank genome assembly. NCBI's taxonomy places the organism in Eukaryota, Dinophyceae, Suessiales, Symbiodiniaceae.
AGAUUUUGGCUCCGGCGCAAGCUCAAAGGGGGCCUCAAUUUCUUUAAUGAUGGCUAUGCAAUCCGCCACUCCCGAGCCAACGACGACGGACUGGGCGACGCUGGACUCGGAGAAGUCACCAUGCGAGACUUGCUCAACAGCCUCGACCUUCUCAAAAGCCUCGACUUCCUCAACAGCCUCGACUUGCUCAACAGCCUCUGGCAUGAUUGUGAUGGACAGCGAGUCAAACCUGAGCUCCGCCAAUGCCUCGAAGCGCUCUCAGAGACGACAACAGCAAGAUCAAGCGCUCCAAAGAUUUCUGAGCAAGCACAGCUUCGAGGGUUUGCACGUGCCCAGGCUCUCCGAGUCCCCGUCAGAGAUGGUCUAUCCGAUCCAUGUGGCAGCGCAGCAGGGUGACUGCAACCUGCUCCGGACAAUGCUGGCCUUAGGGGCAAGUUUGGACCAACAGACUUCCAGGGGUCGAACGGCCUACGACUUCGCCUUCGAGGCCAAUCGCGACGGCUCCCACCUGGACACCUUGGGACUGCUGCGGACCCGGGUGCAGGUCUUCAACACCAUGAAGGACUUCCUCCGGGCCAAGAUCAGCAAGUCCAAGGUGAGAAGGGUGGAAAGCGCAGCUGUGAGCUUGUAAGGUAGGGCAAUCCACGAUUGUUUGAAUGUGCGUGCGCAGCAGCGCGUGGUAAAUGUGUAUGUCCCCACCUAGUCAUUCUGACCCCAUUCCCAUUCUGACCCCAUUCCGAGCCUUUUGAGUAGAACAUUUGAGG